AUGAAUGAGUCGUCACUCUUGUCCAUUUUCAGCACAUUUGGUGACAUUAGCGACGUGCAGCUCCCUCGUCAAACGGAUCAAGUAUCGAAACAUCGAGGGUAUGCAUUCAUCACUUAUACGCAAGAAGAAGAUGCUGAAGAUGCCAUGGAUAAUAUGAACUUGAAUGAACUGCAUGGCGCAUGGCUCCAAGAACACAAUACCGCUGCUCAAGACGCCGACCCCCAGGCAGGCUGA
Malassezia globosa CBS 7966 is the source of this 234-nucleotide messenger RNA. RefSeq lists its product as uncharacterized. The coding region runs from base 1 to 234 and encodes 77 amino acids. Gene Ontology annotation, molecular function: RNA binding. NCBI's taxonomy places the organism in Eukaryota, Fungi, Basidiomycota, Malasseziomycetes, Malasseziales, Malasseziaceae. The record is from RefSeq and is a predicted model, not a curated record. The transcript has 3 exons.